AUGCCUUCGCUUUCAAAGCUAAUCCAUCGGCCAAAGAAGGACGAUGCUGGACCAGCGCCAGCUGCCAAUGCGGCUGAGCCGCCUUCCGCAACGGCUUCGGAGACAUCGCCUGCACCCACCGUUGCAACGCCGAUGACUGCUUUGAAGCCUCAAAGCCUACCAGAAGACGCUGGAUCUAUCUCGUCACAGCUAUGGGAUGAAGCAUACGAUGAUCUCAAGUCCUCUGAGGCUGAUCUCAUGACGAGAUUUGAGAAGAUCCUGUCCCGAGAACUUGCAUUGCAACGCGCUCAAGCUACUGGAGCUUCUGAAUCUGCCGCGGAGAAAAGCGUCUCACAAGACAAUGCCAUCCCGCAGACAAAUCAGAGAGGCAUUCGCCAGGAAAGGCUUAAUAUGAUCAUUCAGGCAGGCCUGAAGAAAACAGCCAAGAUAGCAAAAUAUGAGGGCCACGUCAAAACAGCUAUUGACUAUGUCUUCAAGCUCAAAGACAUAAUCGACAUGGCUGUCUCAAGCAUGCCGGCCGCUGCGGCCGCUUGGUCAGGAAUAUCUUUAGGAUUACAGAUAUUCCUGAACCCAUUGACUUCUACUGAUGCCAACCGCAGUGGCAUUGUUUAUGUGGUAACCUCCAUGAAGUGGUACUAUAGCAUGUCAAAUCUGAUACUGAGAGAGAACAUCAAUGUCGAAAGUGCUCAUGGACGCUCCUUCUCCGACUUGAGAUCUUCCCUCAAGGCGAGAGUCUUGGAUUUGUAUAAGGCUAUCAUUACAUACACCACGAAAAGUGUGGUGUCCUACUACCGCCACCAAGGAUUGGAAUUCUUACGGGGACUCGUGCAGAUGAAUGACUGGGAUGGCUCUUUGGCAGCGGUGAAAUCUGCCGAGGUAGCUCUUCGAUCAGACAGCACAGAGUAUAGCACUCAAGCGAUGCGAAGCACUCUGGAUGAGCUACUUGCGGUAACUAAGAGCCAAGCAGAUGAUCUUCGGUCUCAGCUCGGAGACAUCCAUGCUGCCAUUGAGAAACAGACGGCAACGCAGCUAGAGUGGCGUAUGGAGGAUGGCGACGAAAACUGCCUCCGCGAUCUCCGGGUUGUUGAUCCACGAGACGAGAUUCGGGCGAUUGAGGCACGCAAAGAUGAUCUGUUAGACGAUGCAUACAAAUGGGUUCUCGACAAUAGCGAGUACAAGAAGUUCGUUAAUUGGGACGCCGAAGAUGAUCAACAAACUCGAAUGCUCUGGAUUAGGGGUGAUGCAGGCACCGGGAAGACAAUGUUGAUGAUGGGAAUACUGCGUGAACUCGAGUUGCGUGCUAAGCGAAGCGGAGAUACCACCACAUCGUACUUCUUCAUCCAAGCCACCGAUGCAAAGCUGAGCAACGCAACUACAAUUCUAAGAGGAUUAGUCUGGCUUCUCUUAGAUCAACGAAGAUCCUUAAUCUCGCACAUCCGAGACAAAUACAAGACGGCUGGGAAGGUCCUGUUCGAGGACAAGAACGCUUUCUUCGCGCUUUCUUCAGCGUUGAAGAGCAUACUUGACGACGAGACAACGCCUCGGAUUGUUCUUGCGGUUGACGCCUUAGACGAGUGCGACGAGCAGUCGAAGCCUGGCUUACCAGACCUAGUCGACCUCUUGGCGGAAGUUAGCCGAGGAUCUUCCCGCGUGAAGAUACUCCUAUCUAGUCGCCGAGGCAGGGCAGCACUCGACACAAAGCUGAACUCUCUUGAGGAGCCAAAACGUGUGAGCCUUGAGCUGGAUGCAGCCCUGCUAACGGAACCCGUGAAUGCAUAUAUCAAUCACAAAGUGUCAGAACUCGGUCAGAAGGGGUACGGUUUAGACAUUCAAUCUUCCGUUGUUGAAAUACUCCGCAACAAGGCCAACGGGACAUUUCUCUGGGUAGCAUUGGUGUGUAAGGAGCUUGAAGAAGUGGAAGACUACGAUGCUUUGGAGGUCUUGACAGAGAUGCCUCCCGGACUGAAGGAGCUUUACGAACGGAUGAUGGACAUGAUCAAUCGCCUAAAGAGGAGUGACCCGGGGUUCUGCAAAGCAAUUCUUGCAGCUGUCAUGUCCGCAUUUCGACCGCUCCGGCUUGAGGAAGUUGGUCUACAAGCCGGUCUACGACCCAAUGUACCGGCAACAACGAUAGUAAAAAAAUGCGGCUCAUUCCUAACAGUCCGAGACAACACAGUAUACUUCGUCCACCAAUCGGCUAAAGACUAUCUGGUUGACGAAAUAUACCAUGGCGACAUCGUUGGUGAACACGUGAAGAUGACAGAGCGAGCAAUCGAUGUGUUGGAACUGACUCUGAGGCGGAAUAUCGAAGUAUGCAGCUCUGUACUGGUCUGA
Phaeoacremonium minimum UCRPA7 is the source of this 2334-nucleotide messenger RNA. RefSeq names its product putative wd-repeat protein. The record is from RefSeq and is a predicted model, not a curated record. The transcript is spliced from 2 exons. Lineage: Eukaryota; Fungi; Ascomycota; Sordariomycetes; Togniniales; Togniniaceae. The coding region runs from base 1 to 2334 and encodes 777 amino acids.